CUCCCCCGGCUCGGGCAAGGAAAUGACCUAAGAGGAAACCUGGGCCGUGCCGGGAGGGCGCGGGGCUCGGGAGGUGCCGGCGAUGUCCCGGCGGCCGGAGGACACAGCGGGGGCGGCCGGCAGGAACUAGGUGACUCUUGCCCUUGGAGAAAACCAGUCAUGGGGGAAACAGGCAAAGAAGACUACAAAAUACAGUCCUUUGACUCUGAGACUCAGAAGCUGCUGAAAACAGCCCUCAAAGACCCCAGUAAUGUGGACCUGGAGAAAGUGGCCAAUAUUAUAGUGGACCAGUCUCUCAAAGACUUUGUGUUCAGCAAGGAGGCUGGACGCAUCUGCUACACCAUCAUCCAGGCAGAGAGCAAACAAGUUGGCCAGAGCAUCUUCCGGAGGAGCCUGCUGAACCGGCUGCAGCAGGAGUACAAGGACAGGGAGGAGCUGCGCACGCGCUCACUCCAGGCCUGGAUCUGCUACGUCACCUUCAUCUGCAACAUCUUCGACUACCUGAGGGUGAACAACAUGCCCAUGAUGGCUCUGGUGAACCCUGUGUACGACUGCCUGUUCCGGCUGGCACAGCCCGACAGCCUGCAGAAGGAGGAGGAGGUGAGUGCAGGGAGAGCUGCUGAUGUGCCUGUUGUCCUGCCCAAGGACUGUAAAAAGCACAGCUGGGGGCGGGGGGGUGCAGAGGAACCUCCACUGCUUUGUGCUCAGCAUCUGCUCUUCCUUCUGAAGGUGGACUGCUUGGUCCUGCAGCUCCACCGCAUCGGUGAGCAGCUGGAGAAGAUGAAUUCCCAGCGGAUGGACGAGCUCUUCUCCCUCCUCCGAGAUGGCUUCCUUCUGCAGGAGGGGCUCAGCUCCCUGUCCCAGCUCCUGCUGCUGGAGAUCAUUGAGUUCCGGGCUGCUGACUGGAAGAUGACGGACGCUGCCCAGAAAUAUUAUUACAGCGAAGUGACGGAUUAACCUCCCAAGGCAGAGAAAUCCCCAGCACCUUCACCAGCAAGCUUCGUACCAAUUUGGAAUUUUUCACAUUAAUUUUCUAGCACUCCCUGUAAAUAGGAUUUAUACUGGCUAGAGCCUCUCUGCACCUACUGUCAGAUGCAGCUGGUGCUGGUCUGACUUUGGAGGUUCAGAGCAGUGGGAAGGGCACACUUCACCCAGCAAAUUUUCCCACUGAUUUUGUCUUAAUAUUGGGCUGCUGUCAGCAAAGGGCUUGGGAGGCUUCCAGCUCACACCAGCAUUUUCUAUGAGUGUUACGGAAAGCACAGUUUAGGCUGAGAACAUUUUGCUUUACCCCUAAACCAGCAGAGCUGUGGGAGGCAGCAGGGAAAUAUCCCAGCUCAGGUUGUACCUCACAAACAGCUCAACCAAGUGCUUUUUUCCCCAGACUCCUUCCAGCAGGCUGGCUGCACCUGCAUGUACACAGCCUCUUCCACAGCCAGGAAUACCUGCCACAGGGCAGCCUGCAACAGAAGAGGUCCUUAAGCACAUGUAGGAAUGGGUUUUAUAGAUUUUCUAUAAUAACUGUCACCUUUUUUUUUCAGAAUUUUGCAAGUUUCAGCUAUGGUAUAUUUCUUAUAAGAAUGGGAGAGGAAGAAAUGAAACAAAAUAGUCUAUUGAAGGAUUUUUUUCUAAUAAAAGUUUUCCACUAACA
Molecule: messenger RNA, 1648 nt
Organism: Vidua chalybeata
Lineage: Eukaryota; Metazoa; Chordata; Aves; Passeriformes; Viduidae
Gene: MIF4GD
Product: MIF4G domain containing
Exons: 5
Coding region: 160-957 (265 amino acids)
Biological process (GO): regulation of translational initiation
Cellular component (GO): cytosol
Molecular function (GO): translation activator activity; RNA binding; protein binding
Source: RefSeq, a predicted model, not a curated record